ACACAGAAAUAUGUGUUUGAUUCAGUGCUCUCAAUCUUUGGCAAAGAUGUGGCAGAAAACAUCAGGAUCCUGGUGACAUUUGCAGACGGUCAGCGACCUCCAGUUCUAGAGGCGAUCAAUGCUGCAGGAGUCCCAUGUCCUAAAACAAAAGACGGACUUCCAACUCACUUCAAGUUCAAUAACUCAGCGCUUUUUGCACAGAAAGGAUCAUCUGAAGAAGUCAGUUGGAGGAAGGGUAAUAAAGGAGGCUUUGAUCAGAUUUUUUGGGAAAUGGGGGCAGAAAGCAUGAAGAGUUUUGUUGCUGCUCUGAGUUUUAUACAAACUAAAAGCUUGACACUGACAAAGGAAGUCCUCAGAGAAAGAAAGCAGCUCGAGAUUUCAGUUGAGAAUCUGCAGGAGCAGGUGAAACGUGGGUUAGCCAAGCUUGAGGGGAUAAAAGAGACGAGGGAAAAACUUAAAGAAUAUGAAGCAGAGAUCGGCAGAAAUGAGAACUUUGAGUUUGAAGUUACUGUCAAAAAGCCUGUUCAGGAGGACAUUUCUGGCUCUGGAAACUACAUCACCAACUGUCAGCAGUGUCAUGUCACCUGUCACUAUCCAUGCACCAGAGCAAAUGAUGCAGGUUUAAGAAACUGUCCAGCAAUGGGAUCAGAUGGAUACUGUACUCAGUGUCCAGGCAAAUGUUACUGGAAUGUACACUUUAACCAGAAGUACAAAUGGGAGUAUAAAGACGUUAAAGAGAAAAAAACAAUAAAAGAGAUGAAAGAAAAGUAUGAUAGAGCCAGAGGAGAGAAGAUGACUGUUCAGAAAGUGAUUGAUAAACUGAAGGCUGAGUAUAAAAGUUUGCAGGCUGACGUAGUGAAACUGAUGGAGGAAUCUUCCAAGUGUCUGAACAGACUUAAAGAGAUAGCACUGAAGACAAACCCUCUGUCCACUCCAGAGUACAUCGACAUGCUUAUUGAAGGAGAGAAAUCUGAGGGCAAACCAGGCUGGAAGCAACGAGUUCAGUCUCUGAGGUCCAUGAAGGAAAAAGCAGAGCUCACAGCUAAAAUAGAGGAAGGAAAGAAACUCCUUCACCACUUUGAACAGAGAUGA
Molecule: messenger RNA, 1092 nt
Organism: Pundamilia nyererei
Lineage: Eukaryota; Metazoa; Chordata; Actinopteri; Cichliformes; Cichlidae
Source: RefSeq, a predicted model, not a curated record